Jaminaea rosea is the source of this 1230-nucleotide messenger RNA. Its product is annotated as ribosomal protein S12. The record is from RefSeq and is a predicted model, not a curated record. Gene Ontology annotation, molecular function: structural constituent of ribosome. Gene Ontology annotation, cellular component: ribosome; small ribosomal subunit. The transcript is spliced from 2 exons. Lineage: Eukaryota; Fungi; Basidiomycota; Exobasidiomycetes; Microstromatales. Gene Ontology annotation, biological process: translation. Bases 168 to 731 code for a protein of 187 amino acids.
CAGGCUGAGUGCGCGCCGUCCGUUGCCGCCUGCCUCUCAUCUCGCUCUCUCUCCGCUCUCUCCGCCUCGUCUGACCUUGCCGUCUUUCUUCCGUCACCACCCACCACCUAGCGCGUCAUUGCUCGUACCCGCACUUGGAGCUCAACGGCACGGCUCGGCACAGCAGAAUGGUCUUCCCCUCCGCUCUAGCCUCCUCGUCUAGGUCCGUCCUCACAGCCGCCUCCUCGUCUGCGGCGCCGUCUUCCUCAUCACUCCACCUCCUCGCCGCCUCACUGCAGCGCAUGACAAUGCGCAGAGCACCCAUUGCCCCAUCUUCAGCGGCCCGUGCCUUCAGCAGCACGCCUUCUCCCUCAACAACGUACCGCCAAGUGCUUCGCGGGGCCCGCAAACCGCACCGUCCUCCCGUCAACCGUGCCCCCGCUCUCGAAGGCAACCCAUUCGUGAAAGGCGUUUGCUCACGCAUCUUCACCACCAAGCCGAAGAAGCCCAACUCUGCUAUCCGCAAGUGCGCGAGGGUUCGCUGCUCCAACGGGCGAAUGGUUACCGCCUACAUCCCUGGUGAAGGGCAUAAUUUGCAGGAGCACAGCGUGGUGCUAUUGAGGGGAGGAAGAGUGCAGGACGUGCCUGGUGUGAGGUAUCACUUGGUCCGUGGGGCAUUGGACUUUGCGGGAGUGGUCAAUAGGAGGACGAGCAGGAGCAAGUACGGAGCAAAGAAGCCCAAGGAGGCGUAGGCGCGGUGAGCCUUGGUCAUGCAGUUGUCUGCAGCUGGUGUAGGGACGCUCGAUGAGGGGUCGGGCGAGCUGUCAUGAGCUGCAAAUAGCACCAUUAGUGAUAACGAUUCAACAUAGAGAGCGUCUAUAUGGUGGGAAAGCAGCCGUAGGAAGUCUCUGCAAGGGCGUCUAUCCCUCAUCUCGCGUCUGUCGCUUCCCUUCUCCUUGCCACCAUUCUGCACAUCCCCAUCUGCUCCUCAUCACGCCCUGAUUGGCACAAACAGCCCAAAGUUGGUCAACUCCUCACACGCAGGGCUACGCUCAGCGCGAAUCUUAGCCUCGAGCUCCUUGUCGGCUCCAAGGCCAAAGAAGCCCUUUGUGCGGUCGAUCCUCUGCUCUUGAUACUCGCGGAAAUGCGUGCACUGCGAGUAGAGGACAUUCUUCCACGAGUUUUCGACCUGCGCGCAGGUGGGCGAGGUAGUUAGCUGCUUGCUCUGCAGAGUGUGAUCAGACGGGCUGU